AUGGGUGCGUAUUUGCAGUUGUCGCUUUUCAAUAUUUUCAAAAAGCUGGCUGUUCUUUACAAAAAUCGACCGAUGCAUGAAAUCAAACGAAGUUCCCAUUUUGAACUAUAUCAGUUUGGUUACCAUCUUUUGCGGAAAUUUUUCGCUGAUUACAAACGGAUCGGGUCGAGAUUGCUUCCGGAAAUUUUAUUUUGGAAAGGACCAAAAGAAAGUUUUGAGAUCGCGAAUGGGUAUGGCGCUUAUGAGAUCACAGCUUGCGGCCGAAAAGGUAAAGAAAUUCUAUGGCCCGAAGAAUUGGACAAUGAAUUGAGGGCUUUAUAUGAGGAAUAUUUGCUAUUUGAAGAAAAGCCUGAAGGCGUGGAUAUUGUGGAAUACAUAGAGCAGGGUCUGUCGCGUUCACGCACACGUCGGCAAAUCAUUCGGCAUAUGAAAAGUUAUGGACUGAAUUCGUUUGGUCAUCGAGCGAAGAGGAACGAUGCGGAAAGUAGGCCCAGUUCAACAAAUUUCGAGCCAGAAACCAUCGAUCGGAUACAUUUUCUUGUAAAAGAGUUCAAAAAUACAACUCAUUCGUCUCCAUCAGAUGAUUUGGUUAAUUUUAUACGUAAAAAUCUACCAAGGAAGUAUAAUCGAACACAGAUUAUCAAACAGCUUCGUUAUGAAGGCAUACACUACGAACCACCGACGAAGAGAAGGUAA
This is a messenger RNA of Gongylonema pulchrum, 696 nucleotides long. NCBI's taxonomy places the organism in Eukaryota, Metazoa, Nematoda, Chromadorea, Rhabditida, Gongylonematidae. The record is from the annotation of a GenBank genome assembly.